AUGUCUGGACCGAUCCUUCCGCUCAAUGGCGCCACAGUUGGCUUAAUGGCACUCCCAACCGUUGUUGGCACAUUCUUCAAACACAUCCUUCCAUCUCCAGAUUCUGAUCCGGCGAAUCGCACCGAACUGAAAUCAGAUGAAGCGCUAGCCGUUGCCCGAUUAAUGAGCCAGAAAAUUACCCAAUACCCGGUUGAAGACGUACAGCGCCUUGCGAAUACCUUCCAGCCAGCCCCAUGGACCGUCAGGGUCAUCCGCGUCUCAAUCCCUGCUUCAACAUGCUCUUCCGCUGCUGAGUACCUCACCGCGGCCUUUGGCCCUGAUGAGAUCAGUAAUCUGAUUGGUGGACGGCAAUGGUGGCAGCUUCGUGAGAACAAGGAUGGCUCAAUCGAGGGGGAAUGGAUUGCCAUGAAGCACGACCUGCCUCGGUCGCCCUCCUCACAGUCCAUGUCGCGUUCGCCGUCGAAACGAUCCCCUUCGCCAGCUAACACCCCCCAUUGCCGCCACCCCGACACGUCUUCGAAAGCAUCUCCCAAUAGCAACUCGGCUCAACUUGCUGACCUACUCGCUGCCCCAGCUUUACAAUCCACUCUGACCGACAAAGAAAAUUUGCCGCACCUGUUUUCCAUGCUCUACCCCGGUACGACUCCUAGUCACCCUGUUGACUCAAACACCCCUAGCUCAUCCACCUGCGAAGAUGAAAUGGCCAGUGACCCGUACGAGGAUGACUUGGACAAGAUGCCUUGUAUGCUCUAUGUUCACGGGGGAGCUUAUUACUUUGGGAGCAUUAAUACCCAUCGAUACGCCAUCUGGAGAUACGCUCAGGAAAUGGGUGGCCGCGCGUUUGCUGUCAAUUAUCGGCUCGCCCCUCAAUACCCAUUUCCUUGUGCACUGGCCGACUGCCUCGCAGCAUACCUCUACCUCAUCCGGCCGCCGGAAAAUGCCAAACACAGGAUGGUAGACCCGUCCAAAAUCGUCAUUGCGGGUGAUUCUGCGGGUGGAGGUCUUAGCUUAGCGUUGUUGACUUUGAUUCGUGAUGUUGGACUGCCGAUGCCCGCUGGCGCCGUACUGAUCUCCCCAUGGGUUGAUCUCACACACUCGUUCCCGUCAAUUAUGAGCAACUCGGACACAGACAUUUUACCACCCUACGGACUUAUGCACCAGCCCAGUGUACAUUGUCCACCGUCAUACGUAAAGUCCAGUGUCUCUGGCAAAACCACUGCAACACCUGCAAACACGUCUGAAGCCCAACCUGCUCCCUCAACCUCUCAAUCGCAACCCCCAAGACCCACCGAAGAUUUUAACCCCUUCAAGCUCAAGUUAUGUUCCGAGCUCAAAGUCUGCACCAAUAAGUCAGAUCAUGCCACACCAAUCAUCGAGCUGAAAGAUGGCCAGCCAGUUGAAAUGGAUCCGCAAAUUCAGCUCUACGCCACCAAUGAUCAAUUAACUCAUCCAUACUGCUCGCCUCUUUUCUCUCCAAGUCUAGGUGGAUUACCACCCUUGCUGAUGAUUGCUGGAGAGAACGAAGGUCUUAGGGAUGAAAUCAUUUACCUCGCUCAUCGUGCGGCACACCCAGACCGAUAUCACCUUCGGGAAGGUUUACUAAACGCUCACCCCGAGAGGAAAGCCAAGAUAGCUGAAUACCCGCCAACCAAGGUUCACCUUCAGGUCUACGAUGAGAUGUUUCAUGCCAAAUAUUGUUACAGGGCAAUUGGUUCUUUUUGCAAAUUCAUAACUGCUUCGAAAACCGAAACAAAUCUGAAUACUUCUAGCAUGCCUGUAUCCACCAAUCUGAGCCUCACGACCAACCUUACAUCUCCACCAACACCGCUUCCCACGCCACCACCUUCUGCGUUGGUCACACACUUUCUGUCUGACAGAAAAUUCUCUCGCAUCGCACCUGAUGAACCACCUCAGGCAACCCUUCCAGAAGCUACUUUGGCUGAACUCAAGCACACCAUCUACCAUGCCUCAUUCCCUGAACGACGCCCAGACUUUGUGGACGAAAUGAUUCGUGAACGGGUGGCUCUUGAUGGGCAUGUGAGACCCUUGGAAGAUGAAGCCAAGCUUGAUAUCCUGAGAAUCUCGCCUAACCAACUUGGGAUCAUGAAGGAUGGGCCCCUCAGGCGAUGGGCUGAAGGAAGAAAUAUCCCUGAUAAGCAGCACCUUUUGCCAACUCCUUUGCCCAAACCUCACAUCUAUGGCCUGAAGAAUGUUCCGCAAUCGGAUCUUCUUGACAUGCCCUCAAAUACCAUCUGGAGCUACAUUCUUACAGAGGCAACCUACGAGCCAGAUGCUUUUCGAACACCAAUCAAUGUGACAGAAUUUAUUCACUUUGCAACUCCAUUUCUCUCCAAACAGUAUCUGCUUGAUCUUGAAGAGCGCUUUCAUCAACUAUCUCAAUCUGAGGCUGGCCUAGACUUUACUUUGCGUCAUCACAAUGUUGCAAUACUUGAACAAAUCUUGGCAGAUCUUCAAGAACUCAAUGAUGGAGCUGGUGACAAUGAGAAGAACCAACGCCAAAAGAACUCAUCAAAUCAACAAAAAUUUGUGAACCAUGAAGACCCAAUCAGAUCAAGCCCACUAGAUGACUCAGACGGCAAUGAUACUCUCCAGCCUUCAGGUAGUGACAACCCACCACCUCUAGACAUUUUUCCACAAAUCCUACACAGCUUUCAAGAAGCAAUACUCAUCCUGGUACCCAUGUCAGCUUUCAAAACACCUCCAAAGAACAUUUGUGGCCGCAAUCGCCCAAUAAGUGACAGAAGCAAAGCUUUCCGGACCCACCCUACAAUUUUUGACGUAUCCAAUGACGCAUCCUUGUACAACCCACAUCAACAAACAGCCGGAAUUGCUUGUAUUUUCCACGGCACCCGGAAUUCCUCAUUGGCAUCCUUCUACGAAAAUGGGAUCCAACCUGCAUUUGGUCGAAAUGAAUUUUCCUUUGCACCUGCAUUCUAUGCCUCAAAUGAUCCCCAGCAAGCCUUUGAACAUCCUCUUCACCAGCACAUAGGAAUAAUCUCACCUGGCACCAUUGACACUAUUGCUGUCAUACAAUUCGAUGUAGCUGUCUCAGUCUUGCAUGGAAUCAAAUCACCGGGGGAUGGACAACCACCGUUCCAGGUAUAUUGA
Messenger RNA from Puccinia triticina, 3129 nucleotides. RefSeq lists its product as uncharacterized. Bases 1 to 3129 code for a protein of 1042 amino acids. The record is from RefSeq and is a predicted model, not a curated record. The transcript is spliced from 11 exons. Lineage: Eukaryota; Fungi; Basidiomycota; Pucciniomycetes; Pucciniales; Pucciniaceae. Gene Ontology annotation, molecular function: hydrolase activity.